This is a messenger RNA of Drosophila eugracilis, 1433 nucleotides long. It is a transcript of the gene FoxL1, whose product is annotated as fork head domain-containing protein FD2. Bases 249 to 1373 code for a protein of 374 amino acids. The record is from RefSeq and is a predicted model, not a curated record. Gene Ontology annotation, biological process: regulation of transcription by RNA polymerase II; cell differentiation; anatomical structure morphogenesis. NCBI's taxonomy places the organism in Eukaryota, Metazoa, Arthropoda, Insecta, Diptera, Drosophilidae. The transcript is spliced from 3 exons. Gene Ontology annotation, molecular function: DNA-binding transcription factor activity, RNA polymerase II-specific; RNA polymerase II cis-regulatory region sequence-specific DNA binding.
AGUCCAUUCAUUAGUCGAUCGGACUUCUUGGCUGACGCAACGAAUAGUCAAAUAGUCGCGCACAUACCACCCAUAACUUCAGAUUUUAUAUCUUUCCGGGAAACAGAACAAAGAUCCUGUAAAAUCGAACGAAAAUUAAGUGAAGUGUUUUUGAAAUCAGGUUUUUCCAAAAAAACAACUAAGUGAAACAAAUCGUAUAAAAAUAAAAUUUAAAAAGUUAAAGAAUAGCAAGAAAUAAAGUUACAAAAAUGUUACCAUCUUGCUAUGCCAAUGGAACUGGCCUGCCGGAUAACGAGGAGCUUGUCAAUUCUCUGCUUGCCAACCCGGAAUACCUUCGAGCCCAAAUCUCCCCCAAUCCACUGGGACCAAGUCCCGUCGGCGGUGUGGGAAUGGAGGGUCUAAUGUGCGGAUCGUUUUCUCCAGCUUUUUACUACCAAGGAAUCGAUAACUUUCUCGCUCUGCAUAACAAUAUCUGGGGUUUGCCCAUUUCCUUCCUGCAUAACUCCCAUCGACCGGAAAAGCCACCAUUUUCCUACAUAGCCCUUAUUGCCAUGGCUAUAAGCAGUGCUCCCAACCAGCGGCUAACUCUCAGUGGAAUCUACAAGUUUAUAAUGGACAAAUUUCCUUAUUAUAGGGAAAACAAGCAGGGCUGGCAGAACUCAAUUCGACAUAAUUUGUCUCUGAACGACUGUUUCGUGAAGGUUCCGCGGGAUAAAAACACCAUCGAGGAUAACGACAGUGCUGGCAAGGGCAGUUAUUGGAUGCUGGACUCCUCGGCAUCGGAUAUGUUUGAGCAGGGAAACUACCGACGAAGAAGGACCCGCAGACAAAGGCAUUGCAGUAACUCAAAUCGCUACGAAAGGGAAAUAGGAAAGGACUCCAACGAAGCCAACAGCAGUGCAGCUGAGAUCCGUUCAUCCAGCGAACAGCUGAAUGAUUUCGAUAUUUUCUGCAACGAAAGACCCAACUACUCAGAUAGGAUUACAGAUCUGCACAGGCAGUAUCUGUCCGUAUCUCUGGGAUUCAACAGUCUGUUCAACAAUGAGGCCAGAGGCAUUCGAGCUCUGCCCACUUCUUCGCUCUCCGAGAUCAGGGAAUCCUCAGAAGAUAUGGAUGCCUCCUGCAGUUCCAGCAAAACUGUUCAAAAUGCAAUGGAACUGCAUGAGGAAUUACAUUCCCCGAGUGCCUUUACUCCUCCCCUUAAUCGGCGGGAAACCACUUCUUCAGGUGUGCCAAUGCUUGGUGAUUCGUUUCAAGGACUUAAGGAUCUGGUGGGGGUAUCAGACAGUAGUCCUGCCAGCAACUCAGCCACAGCGACCAACAAAUCAAAGACUACCCUAUUCACCAUCGACAAUAUCAUUGGCAAGCCUUAAGAUAAUCAGCCUUUAGCAUUUUAAUAUAGUUAAUAGUUUGUUCUAAAUACAAAACAGUGA